AUGGCCGCCGACAAGCCCCUCUUCAGCAUCCCCAUUCCCGCGCUGGGCGCGCACCCCGGCGGCGCCAUCACGGCGACCCAGCCGUCGGCCGGCGUCUACCUCCUCACCUGGGUCUCGCCGCCCGACAACCGCCUCACGACGCCCUUUUGCCGCGCCCUGCUCGCAGCCCUCGACGUCAUCGAGUUUGGCGGCUACGCGCCCGGCGUCGUCGUCACCACCAGCGGCAUCCCCAAGUUCUACUCCAACGGGCUCGACCUCGAGCAUGCCAUCACGACCGAGGGCUUCUGGGCGCUGUUCUACGAUGUCUGGCGACGCUUCCUGACCUUCCCCAUGCCCACCAUCGCCCUGCUCAACGGGCACACCUACGCCGGCGGCCUCAUGCUCGCCACGGCGCACGACUACCGCCUGGCCCCCGCCCCCAAGGGCUUCCUGUGCCUCAACGAGGUCCUCUUCGGCGCGCCCCUCAAGCCCGCCAUGGCGGCCAUCUUCCGGCACAAGCUCACCCCGCAGGCCUACCGCACCGUCGCCCUCGAGGGCCGCCGCUUCUCCGGCCCGCAGGCCGUCGACGCCGGCAUCGCCGACGCGCUGGCCCCCAACGGCGUCGCCGACGCGCUCGCCUUCGUCAAGGAGCGCGACCUCCUCGAGAAGCCCAAGGCCGGCGUCUACGGCACCAUCAAGGCGGAGAUGUACAAGGUGCUCGUCGCGGAGAUUAACGGCGCGGGGCUCGCGGCCGAGGAGAAGCGCUUCGACGAGGAUCAGCGGCGCGAGGCCGACCGGAGGGAGUUUGGCAAGGUGUGGUACGAGCAGUGGGCCAAGGACAACAAGGCCAAGCUGUAA
Molecule: messenger RNA, 837 nt
Organism: Purpureocillium lilacinum
Lineage: Eukaryota; Fungi; Ascomycota; Sordariomycetes; Hypocreales; Ophiocordycipitaceae
Biological process (GO): fatty acid beta-oxidation
Cellular component (GO): peroxisome
Molecular function (GO): delta(3)-delta(2)-enoyl-CoA isomerase activity
Source: RefSeq, a predicted model, not a curated record